Molecule: messenger RNA, 282 nt
Organism: Cylicostephanus goldi
Lineage: Eukaryota; Metazoa; Nematoda; Chromadorea; Rhabditida; Strongylidae
Source: the annotation of a GenBank genome assembly
AUGUCUCAUAAAACAUGCUUUGCUCCAUCGAAAGGUCCGCGCAACCCUUUUCUCGUCACUUGCGUACUUGUGACUGGACUAACUUGGGCUGUAGCUGCUAUGAACGGUAUGAGCACAGCCUUCAUAAUACAAAGUUGCGAGAACUGCUCAGAUAUGAUCUCCCUCGUUGAUGAGUUCGACUUACGUCAUAAGAAUUCUUGGUAUGCAGACGCGACAGUAAGCGCGUUUAUGAUUGGAAACGGGAUUGGUGGAACGCUAGUGUCAAAGGCAGCAGAUAGGUAA